AUUAAUGUUUUGUACCAUAAGUUUGCUUGAAGUAUCCGAUAUUUUUUUCCUGUGGUUAAAAUCAGUUUUGUAGAACUUUCCCUAGAUAGAGGGAACUCUGCACCAAAUAAAUAAUAUUGCUUACACUUCAACUUUUUACCAGUUAAAACGCCGUGAUAUCAGUAUGUAUGUUCUGCAUACUGUUCUUUAUACUCCUGCUAUGGUGCUGACGUGGGUUAGAAUUUGUGUAACAAUCAAGCAAUUCAUUUGUUGUUGAUUAUUUCCUUUAUUCUUGUGACACUGAUGUUUGAUUCAGGAGUUUAAGCCUAGGAGAAAUAAGGUGCUAGUCACUCUUGGAAGUCAAAGGAUUAAUUUGCAACAUCUUUUUAGCAUACGUACAUCCAAUAUACAAAGGACUGUGGAUUCUGCAAGAUGUGUGUUAGCAGGAAUGUUUGGAAAAGAGGGUUUCAAAGGCCCUGUCACCAUGCAUACAGAAGAUGAAGAAAGGGAGGUCUUGUACCCAAAUAUGAAUUACUGCAGAUUUUUAAAGAAUUGGGUUAAAUACACUGUUGCUCAUGGGAAAGAUGAAAUAGAAGGAUUCAAUACCAGGCAGAAACAGAUUGGAGAAAUUUUAAAUUUGAAUUACAAGGACUUGAAGCCUGCAGUAUCUGUCCACUUACGAGAUAUUGUUGUUGCUAUGUUGGCUCACAACAUGGAAAUUCCUCAGAAUAUUCUACAGAAUUUGACGUUAAUAGAAGAACAAGCUGUACAAGUCUUUCUUGUAACACAAUGUGGAAUGGAAAACAUAAGGAGAGAGUACCUUUCAGUAGCUAUAGGAGUCUUUUUGGAAGAAAUGACAGACAAUCUUUUCAAAAAGAUUGUUGGACAAAGUCCGUACAAGAUGAUGUUGUAUUCAGUUCAUGAUACAUCUGUAGCAGCGCUUUUGUUAGCGCUUGAUAUUUUUGACAACAAAUGGCCUGACUUCGCCGCUGAUCUGGCUUUUGAGCUCUACAGAGAUAAGGAUAACUGUUACUUUGUGCGGGUGUUAUAUCAAGGAGAGGAGAAAACUCUUCCUGGAUGUUCUGGCCCAUUGUGUCCUUUGGAAAAAUUCAAAGAGCUGGUCUCUAAAUACUUUAUAGACAGUUGGGAGGAUAAGUGUCAAGAAACGAAGGGAAACUAAUCAAUUUCUUCACCUGAAAUUGACAGUCUGAUUGCUGGAGCACCGUAAAACUCUGUGGUCGAUUGUGGCGAAAAUUUAUCAUUGACAGAAGAUGGGUCAGGUAUAUGCAUGGCUGCCGAAAUAAUUACACGAGAACUGAACUAAAUUAACAUGGCAUAAGGAAACCAUUUCUGGUCGAAAAAAAGCAAAACAUAUAUGAAAUAGCAUGUAUGAGUAUCAUGAAAGGAUUUAGAACACUGCAUCCAAAAGAAAGGAAAGAUUUUUCUUCAGCGCGUCUUGAAUCAUCUGGUUUCGAAUAAUGAAGGAAUGCAUGAUUGAGUAUUUUGACGACCGUACAAGAUUAUGAUCAUAAAUGAUUAAGUGGAACAAUAAAAAGUUCUCAAAUGUCAA
This is a messenger RNA of Stylophora pistillata, 1549 nucleotides long. Its product is annotated as lysophosphatidic acid phosphatase type 6. Gene Ontology annotation, molecular function: phosphatase activity. The record is from RefSeq and is a predicted model, not a curated record. NCBI's taxonomy places the organism in Eukaryota, Metazoa, Cnidaria, Anthozoa, Scleractinia, Pocilloporidae. Gene Ontology annotation, biological process: dephosphorylation.